UUUAUAUUAAUGACAAUUAACAUAAAAGUUUACUACGUUUAGUUGACAAUUGUAUAUAUAUCACAUGUGUAUGAUAACACUUGAUAUUUACUAGAAUACCAUUGUACUUUAUUUUUCACAUUAGUAAAUAAUCGCUGUAAGAAAAGUCUUUUAUCUGUUUAUUGUUACAUGUAUCGGAAAUAGUCAAAUUUUACUUUCUUCAUGUUGUAUGUACUUCACAGUUGCAAACAUAUUACAGUUUUCGAUACUAGCGCACUCUGGCAGUGAUUAUUAUGAGGUUAGACAUGGUUACAAGCUAUUAAAAAUAUUGUGUGAAAAGGUAUUAAUUACGUCUCAUAAUGAUAAUUUCUAAAUAAUGUAAUUGUAAAAUAUAACAACACAGAAAGAGAUUGUAUCAGGAUCAAAUGUUAAUGACUUUAUCUUAUUGUUGCAUAUAUACAUGAGAAGCGAGAUUUGACAUCACAGUGACGGAAAGACUAGAGUUAUCAAAGUGUGCUAUCCCUUACAGUCGAGGAAAGAGAAUAACGUUAUAGAGACAUAUCAUAAAUAUUUUUGGUUGCAUCCAUAUUUUCAUUCAGUUUCAGGGUCUCUGCAUUGGAAGAUCUUUCUGAAUUUACACAUUAAAAGAAUGGCAUACAAUUUAUAGUUACAGUUAUCAAGUACCAUGGAAUCUUGGACUACAUCUGUUUGCUCUGAAAAAUCAAUGAUUGGAUUUAAUCCAAAAUAUACUUAUGAUAUUAGCCCAAAACUGCAUAAGAAUAAUAGAAUUGAAAAUAGAAAGGUAUUAUCAUAUCAAACAGCUGUAAAAGAUGCUUUGUUUGGAAAGAUGUGUUUACCUUACAUGCCAACAGAACCACCAGCAUCCAUAAGCGAAGAGAUUGUGGAAUCUGAUUCACUAUAUGUGUGUAAGCACUGCAAAGAUUGUUUUCGCUUUCAAAAUAGCUUUGAGGAUCAUAACAAACGACGUAGUUGGAUCUUAGGGUUUUUGUGUCGCAGUUGUUUUGUAACAGUAUGUACCCACAUAACCAAAACAGGUUCUGCAUGUCCUAUAUGCACAAAAAAAAACAAUGAUAAACGUUUCUAUUUGCGAAGAAGAGGUUUACCUAGGUAUCAAAAGCCGGGUGUUGCAAAAGUAUUCUAUAACCAAUGCCAAUUCUGGGAACAUGUAGAAAUGCAUGGUUCAAACACAGUGGAUAUGGGUGAUGUAAUGUUAAUGCCUCUACCUGCUAACAUAUGUGAGAGUGACUGGUUGCCCCAAGUUGAAAUAAUAUGCGAAGCACUUAUGGAACACUCAUUUUUUUUACGUGUGCAUAUUAUGGAUUGGUUAAAAAUAUAUAACUUGGAAGAUAACUGGUGGAAGUUGGUUAAUGGUAAAAGUAAUAAUAAUGUGCUAAGUAAAAUUGUUGAGGGUUAUCGGGGUCGACAAUUAUUUAAGACCUUUGAGAAGUCAACAGUAAAUGAGUUUACAAAUUUCAAUUCUUCUGACAAUGUAUAUAAUAGGAAAAGCUCUCUCAAUAUUGAAUUUACUGAUGACAGUGUUAAGGACAAAGAUGCAAAUAAUUAUUCCGCGAAUAAGAUUGCAGACAAAAAUAUAUCAGAAAAUGAAGAUAAUCCUUGUAUGUCAACUGAUAUUGCUUUUGUGGAUUGUGGUCCUACUUCACAAUAUUUAGAACCCGAAUCGUCAGUGCGUUAUGUACCCAUAAGGCAGGUAAAAGUUGUUACAAAAUCAGCACAUAGCAAUAAAAAAAGCUUGACUGAUAUGAUAAAAUCAAAUAAUAAAAAAGAAAUUGCAACUUGUAAAGAUCUUCAUUCACUGGAAACAGGUCUGACUAGUGAAAAUACUACCGCUGUAAAAACAGACAAAAGUUCCAAUAAAAAUUUUGUCAUUAGACAAUCAUCCAAAGACUGUGUGCGGCAAUGUAGAAUAGUGGAGCCAUUUGGAAAAAAAGUUGCAAAAAACAACAUCAAUAAGUCUAUAAUAGAAACUGAUAUUAAUAAAAUUCUGGAUAAUCCAGUUAAAAUUCCAAUUUCUAGUGAAAAGGUUUUACCUAAAAUAUUACCUAAGACUAAUUCAAAUCAUUUGGAGCAAGGUCAAAUCUCAAACAGUAGUUCCAAGGUAUUACUUAAGAUAUUACCCAAGACUAGAUCAGGACGAUUAGAACAAGAUCAAACAUCAAACACUAAUUCCAAGAUAUUGAGUGUCCAAAGUUCACAGAAUGUUGGUAACAAGAUUAUAUUACCUAACACUAAUUUAAAUAAUUUGGAGCAAGGUCUUCAAACAUCAAAAAAUAAUUCUAAAAUACUAAGUGUUGAAAGUUCACAAAAUGCAAAUAUUACAUCCAUAAUUAGUCAACUUCCGUCUCAUCUCAUUUCCAAUCAAAAAUUGGUUGUUAUUGGACAGGAUUCAAGUAAUGUAAUUGCUUAUGACAAGAACGAGGUAAGCACUGAAAAAAGAUUAAGCACAUCACUAUUAGAUAAUAGUAAUGUUACAGACAUUAAUAUGUCAUCACAAAAGAAGAUAUGUAAUUCCGUUAACAUCGACAAACAAGAACAAAUUCUGAUAAAAAAUGGAAAAAAAUACUUCAUUAAACAUCAAAAAUAUAUUACAAAGGAUACAAAAAACUCUUCUAAUUUGCCAGUUGUGAACAGCACAACGAAAAUUAUAAAACAGUCGGCAUCUGAGCACAACAUGUCAAUGUCAACAUCUAUUAAUUCUAGCAAGGCUGAGAAUAUUGAUGUGGAACAAAUGGCUUCGGUUUCUAACGAUAUUUCUACACCCUCUUUCACUGAUCUUUGUUUAACACCUUCACCAUCCCCUUCUGAAUCAUCCAGCAAUUCUGGCUGGAUAUACGAAUCGUAUAUUACGAAAAAUAUGUAUAAAAGAUUAUCUCCACAGUUAAUCACUUCUAGUCUAAUCCAGAAGAAAAAUUUAUUUGAAACAAUAUCACUUACCGAGAAAAAUGGAAAUGUUUAUAUGCAUAUAAAAAUAGUAGACCGUAUUUCAAAAGAAGGCUUUCGAGACACAUUUGAAGUAAUACCAAAAUAUAGAGAACAAAUGAUUGAUGAGUUUCACCAGCUAAAUAGUUUCGAAUUGAAAGAAAGGAUCAACCAUUUAAAACUUGUUAGUGAAGAAAUGAGAAAAGUUUUGGAUUUUUUAUCGAGCAAUGUCCUUUGGGAGAAAUCGAGAUCUAUCAAUACUCUCCAACGUAUAUUGGAAAAAUGCCUUGACAACUGUAAUCAAGAUGUAACAGAUAAGAAAAACGAUGAUGUGAUAUUAAAUGAAUGGGAAUCAGAAAUAUUGAAAAAGAAAUAUCCAAAUAAAUGUUCAUUAUGUAAUAAGAUUGUGAAACCUCUGUCGUAUAUUCCUGGAUUUUCAAGAUUACCUAAGGACGAUAAUAUAUAUUGUUCUUGUUACAAACUUGUUUGUCACGAAUGUCUAUCUUACCAAGAUAAUGUAUCACAGUUUACUGCGCAUCAGAACUACCACAAGAAUUGCGAGCCUUACGUUUGUCCAAACUGCCAGUCCAAAUUUGCUUCUGUGAGAUCUUUAGAAGUUCACACGUGGACCGUUUGUUUUCAUACUUGGAAAAAAUUUAUUCUUUCUUGUAAAAUUUGUGAAAUAGAUGGUUUUAGGGACAUGGAAUCGAUUACCAGACAUAUUGCUAUCAUGCACAGUACCACAAAAAUCGCUUGUGAAAUAUGUAGCAAGGUACUUUCUUCAUAUAGUGAAUAUGUAAAACAUUCCACAGAGACACAUGUGUCUGUGCAAAGUCGAAAUCCGAUACGUCUGGUGAAAUGCAGAUUAGGUAAUGUAAUCAUACGUUUUGAGAAUUUAAUGUGGUAUACGGAGAUGCAUCCUGCGAUUCGAAAGUUGAUAUGGUUUAAAUGUCCCUUUUGCCCGUUGAUAACUGUAGAAAAUAAAUAUACAACUGCAAUUUUAAAUGAUCAUUUACGAAACAAGCAUUUGCAUCGCUUGUCGGAGAUUCUUAGUAAAGAAGCAUUGGUCGAUAUUUUCGGGACAGCUUUUUUGAAAGCUGAUGUAAAUACAGUUUCUGAAAAUCUUGUAGAUACGUUUACGAACGAGGCAGCGAAGCAUACUAUAAUACCUAGAAUUGUGAAUGCUCGAACUAUCUCUUCAGAAAUAUUCGAACAUGGCACAGAAGACGAAAUAUCUCUUUGGAAAUAUGAUAAUUCGAACGUGGCAUGGUCUAGAAUAGAAAUAAAGCCAUCAACAAUGGAAAAUGUUAAUGAUGGACAAAAAAUAAGUUCAUUGCCAAAAAUUCUCAAUGUUAAAUCAAUUAACGAUUUAAAGUCAUCCAAACCUAAGGAAGCCAUCACAAAAACUUCAACCGAAGCGAAAAAGAAAUCUAAUUCUCAAUCUUCUCAAGCUGAAAUAAUUAUAGAUGAAAAAGAUGAUCCAUUAGCAGGCGAAGAUGCGAAAGAAAUGGAAUUAGAUGACAGUAAGUCCGACAAUAAGGAAAAGAAAGGAAAGACAAAAGAGCCUGAGAAAACUAACAACGAAUCGAUUGUAUCAACAGACAUACAUAAUGUCCGUGUAAUUUCGCCGACUGAAUCAUGCAAAAGAAUCUUAGAUUCUAAGUUCAUGUCUAAAACAAGCAUAGGUGGCCAUAUAAAGGUAGUUGAUAUUAGGAAAAUAUGUAAACCGAAUAUAGAGCCAUUUGUUACCACUGAACCGAACAGUACACUGAGAGAGGAUGAAAAUAUAAUGUUUAUUCCGCAACCUCCUCCUCUUGCCAAGAUUCCGCAACAUUUAUUUAAAUCUGUGGAAGUUUAUAAACUGGAUAAUGGUUCAAAGAAUGUUGCGAAGACGAAAAAAUUUCUCCCUCGAAGAGCGGAUAACAAGACAAUAGGGCGUAUCGCUAUACACGGAACAACAGGUGCGGAAGAGAUAAAUGUCGAUUAUCUGUGCCACUUAUGUGGUGAACAGAUUAAUACUUCUAGAUCCGUGGUGCACACACACUUUCGUGAAAAGCACUCGCACGAAUGCAGAUUGGCGGCAAUCACCCCGCGGUUGAUGCGGAUAUCACCUGAUUUUAUUAAUGGUGGUUACAAGCAAUUUAUCAACAACAGAAAACGAAAAGCGGAUAGCGCUUUACUCGUAUCCAAGAGAAAGCGUCGUUGGACUCCGAAGAAACAUACAGAAACGAAGGAUGCGAGCGCGCCCGUAGGAUUAUGCGUGGAACGAGAGACGGCAGAGGACGGCGAAGGAAAUUUUAAGUGUAAGAAAUGCGAUCAACGAUGCACCGACAUGUCCAAUCUGAGAGAGCACAUCGCUGCUAAUCAUCGUCUAAAAGGUCGUUACCUGAUAUGUCUGGAAUGUGGCGAGAAUUUUGUGGUCGCGCCUAGUUUACAGAUGCAUCUCAAAGCUUUCCACGGAAUAGAGAGUCCUAUUAAUUAUAUGAAUCAAAAUCCUUCUUAUGCUCCUGGUAUCGAUGACGAUUCAGAAGCGGAAGGAAAAACGACAGUGGCUAAUCAGUGCUACGUCUGUAUGGCAGUUUUCGAGGAUAAGGCUGCGGUAGACAAACACUUGAGGGUGCAUGGUAUGGCUUUUCUAAAUCGUAAGAGAAUAGAAGCGAGAAAUGCUCUUAAAAGCCCUGAAAAGAAGGCCAAAAUGGAGGAAGAAAAUGUUGCUAAAGGCAGUCCAAAAGAGACGGUGAGGCAGGAUAAGCCAGCAGAAAUAAUUCUAGAAAAAAUUAACGUUGCGAUGUAGAGCAAGUGAUAAAAAAUAUAAAGAAAAACGAUGUUGUACUAUAACAAAUUCAUUAACUUUAUUUUUGUGUAUAUUUGAACGCUCAAUUCUUCAUUGUUAUUGCGAAAUAUUAUAUCAGUAAAUUUUAAAUUUUUUUUACACAUAUGCACCACACACACACACACACACAUACACAUUGUAAAU
This is a messenger RNA of Formica exsecta, 5914 nucleotides long. RefSeq lists its product as uncharacterized. Gene Ontology annotation, cellular component: chromosome. The record is from RefSeq and is a predicted model, not a curated record. Gene Ontology annotation, molecular function: chromatin insulator sequence binding. Bases 665 to 5731 code for a protein of 1688 amino acids. The transcript is spliced from 6 exons. Gene Ontology annotation, biological process: regulation of transcription by RNA polymerase II. NCBI's taxonomy places the organism in Eukaryota, Metazoa, Arthropoda, Insecta, Hymenoptera, Formicidae.